This is a messenger RNA of Psylliodes chrysocephalus, 1436 nucleotides long. NCBI's taxonomy places the organism in Eukaryota, Metazoa, Arthropoda, Insecta, Coleoptera, Chrysomelidae. The record is from the annotation of a GenBank genome assembly.
AAUAAGGGGCCAAGCACAGCCUAUGUUGGUUUCAAUGGACCGGAUCGAUCUUAAUUUGGUAUUUUUUUAUUUAUUUAUAAUAUAUAUGUUAUGAUAUGAUUGUCCAAAAAGCUAAAUAAACAUUAUUAUGUCGAAUUUGGUAAAUGUAUAUUUUAAGCAAUGGCGGAGGUGCUUCUAGAAACAUCAAUAGAAUUACUGGAGUCGUGACAAACCUUCAAUAAUUAUUUAAUAAAUCUGUAACAUAUGGAGGACUUAGAUACAAGUCUGUAUUUAGUUAUACACUUGAAACCAACACGCAACAUGUAUUCGUUAAAGCUGCUUUUUUCUAUAUAUAUUUUUGCUUUUGCAAAAGCCAGUGUGGACGACUGUACUGUAACUCAAGUGGAUGAAAUUGCAAAACUCUUAGAAAAAUGUGACGACAUUCAAAUUGGAGAUUUAACCGUUCCAGCUACAGGACCUCUACCCGUUUUUAAUCUGAAUGGAAAAAAUCUUACGAUUAAUGGAAAAUUGAGUUUUGAACCUAGAUACGAUGAUUCACAGGCUCUGUUAACCAUCACUGGUCGCAAUUUUUUCGUUAAAAAUGGACCAAAUGGAGUCAUUGAUGGUCAAGGUGCUUUAUAUUGGGACGGCAAAGGUAUUCUCAGUGAUAGGAGGAAACCCCUCUUGGUCAACAUAGAUCAGGCUAAAAAAGGACACUUUCAAUCUUUAUUAAUUAAGAACUGUCCCCAAACAUGCGCAGAAGUCAGCAGAAGCAAUGAUAUUGUUAUCAGUGGAUUGAAUGUAGACGUAUCUGAUGGAGAUAAGGACGGCCUAGCAGUAGACACCCACGGGCUCUCAUUCGUCAAUUCCAGCGCCAUCGAUGUCAAGAAUAUCAGAAUCAUAAACCAAGGUGCAUGCUUACUAGUAAAGCAAGGUGACUCUAUCAAAGUGUUCAGCGUACAAUGCAUUGGAUCAGAAGGAGCGAUCAUCAGACCUGACUGGACUUACGCGAACCACAUAGGAAACAUCAGCUUCGAAUACGUUUUUCUAACCAGAACUCAGGCAGGAAUUAGAAUACAGACGUCACCUCAUCAACCGAGCGGUGUCAUUAAAGAUGUUACUUUUCUGACCACACAAGUUGCAGAUACCAAAUUCAGAGGGAUUGAUAUUACCCAAGAUUAUGGCGAUGAAGGUCAUCCAGCCAGUAACAUCAAAAUCACUAAUCUCAAUAUAAAAAGUGUAACAGGUUAUAUGACAGAUAAAUACGUAAGAGCUGUCUACAUCAAUUGUGGCAAUGGCAGUUGUUCAGACUGGCACUGGUCAGGCGUUAACAUUAAGAAAGCCCAAGUGGAAAACUCAUGUAACUACAUACCAAAAGGUUUUGACUGCUGGUAAAAAACAUUUCUCUGAAAACGUGUAGCUUGUUUGUAUAUACAUUAAAAUAAAACAGAAAACAA